Anopheles coustani is the source of this 1440-nucleotide messenger RNA. It is a transcript of the gene tll, whose product is annotated as protein tailless. The transcript has 2 exons. Gene Ontology annotation, biological process: cell differentiation; positive regulation of transcription by RNA polymerase II; anatomical structure development. The coding region runs from base 1 to 1440 and encodes 479 amino acids. Gene Ontology annotation, molecular function: nuclear receptor activity; zinc ion binding; RNA polymerase II cis-regulatory region sequence-specific DNA binding. The record is from RefSeq and is a predicted model, not a curated record. NCBI's taxonomy places the organism in Eukaryota, Metazoa, Arthropoda, Insecta, Diptera, Culicidae.
AUGAUGUUCAGCAGCCUGCCGCAGGUGCCGCAGGAACGCAGCCAGGAGAUGCAGUCGCCAGUGAGCUCACCGGAGCUCAUCGAUCCCCGCUACAACCACAUGCGGAUUCCGGCCGCCUCAAGUCGCAUACUGUACGACGUGCCGUGCAAGGUAUGCCGGGAUCACAGCUCGGGCAAGCACUACGGUAUCUACGCGUGUGACGGGUGCGCCGGGUUCUUCAAGCGGUCGAUCCGCCGCAGCCGCCAGUACGUGUGCAAGUCGAAGUCGGACGGGCCGUGCGUGGUGGACAAGACGCACCGGAACCAGUGCCGGGCGUGCCGGCUGAAGAAGUGCUUCGAGGUCGGCAUGAACAAGGACGCGGUGCAGCACGAGCGCGGCCCGCGCAACUCGACGCUCCGCAAGCAGAUGGCGCUGUUCAUCUCGAAGGACUCGCCGCUGCGCCACGACAUGAUGCUGACGCCCGGGUUGCCGCUGCCGCCGCACCACCAUCACCAUCACCACCAGCAUCACCAUCACCUGCAGCAGGCGCAGCAGCAGCACCAUCACCAUCAGCUCCAGCAGCAGCACCAGCAUCUGACGCACGGCCACGGUCUGGACCUGUCGGUUCCCGGGCGCAAUCCGUUCCUGACGCCGCCCCCGUCGACCGGCCCGAGCGGCUCGAGCGGCGCACCCUUCGCCCAUCACCUGCCGCCGGUCGCGGUGCCGUCGCUGUUCGCGGCGGCGGCGGCAGCGGCCACCCAUCCGCUGGUCGCGGUCGACGCGAUCCGGGAGUCGGCCGCCCAGCUGCUGUUCAUGAACGUGAACUUCCUGAAGAACCUGACGCCGUUCGUGCAGCUCCCGAUGGCCGACCAGCUGGUGCUGUUCGAGGAGUCGUGGCGCGAGUUCUUCAUCCUCGCCGUCGCGCAGUACCUGGCGCCGGUGAACUUUGGCCAGCUGCUGCUCGCCUACGAGUACCUGCACCGCGGCGAUCCGGCCACCGUCCCGCUCGCCGCCGACUGCCUGCUGAAGGAGGUCGACAUCUUCCAGGAGAUCCUGGCGCAGCUGGCGGCGCUGCGCGUCGACGCCAACGAGUACGUGUAUCUGCGCGCGAUCGUGCUGUACAAGAGCGAGUUCGAGCUCGGCGAGACCAGCAUCUCGAGCGUCAGCUCCGACGGCUCCGACCUCACCACCGCCUCCUCCACCGCCGGCUCCGGCUCGUCCGGCAAGUCGCUCGGCGAGGUGGCGACGGUGCGGGCGCUCGAGGAGAGCGCCAAGGAGGCACUGGCCGCCUACAUCAGCACCUGCCGCCCCGGGCCCUCCAACCGCUACCGGGCGCUGCUCCAGCUCCUGCCGCUCCUCCGCAGCGUCUCCAGCUACACCAUCGAGGAGCUGUUCUUCCGGCGCAACAUCGGACCGGCCCCGCUGCUCAAGCUGCUGCUCGACUUCUAUCGCCAGAAAUAG